AUGGUCAAUCACACGACAGCACCACGGCCAACGCCACGCCUCACCGCCACCGCCACCACCCUCGCCCUCGCCCUCGUCGCAGCUCUGGUUGCAGCCGCCGCCCAGCUCCCCACCGCCCAUGCCGCCAAGCACAUCCUCUCUCCCUUCGCCUGCGACUCGGUCACCCUCCCCGCAUCGAAGCGCACGUUUGACCUCUCAUCCAUACACUACCCGCUCACCUGGUCCAACCUCGAACGCACCCCUCCCACAGAGACGCGCACCACCCUCCUCAUCGACCUCUGCAACCCGCUGCCCAUCGACCCAGCCACGCCGCAGCGCGACCAGUGUCCACCGGGAACGCGCAUCUGCAUCCUCAUCGAGAGCAUAAAGGACGACAAAACCACCCUCACACAGGCCAUCCCCGUAGCCUGGUCCGACGUCGACGGCGGCAAGCGCAUCGACGUCGAGGUCGACCACGACGACGGCGAGAGGGGCUUCACCCUCGAGCUGCCCGGCGCAACCUACGCCGACCGCGCGCAAAAGGCAGAGGUCGAACUCAUCUGCGACCCGAGGGCCGACCAGAACGCCCACCCCACCUCGCAGACCUACGACCGCGCAAAGGGAAAGCUCCACCUAAAGUGGCCCACCAAGUUUGCCUGCUCCUCGUCCUCGUCCACGCCCCCCAAAUCGCCCUCAUCCGGCGACGGCGGCGGCGGCGGCAAGGGCGACGACAGCAACCCAGCCGAACCAGCCGCAUCUGCGGGCUGGGGCUUCUUCAGCUGGCUCUUCUUCCUCGUCUCGUUCGGCUUCCUCGCCUACAUGGCCCUCGGCGCCUACAACAACUACAACCAGUACGGCGCGUCCGGAUGGGACCUCGUGCCCCACCGCGACUUUUGGAGAGAGUCGCCCUACAUUGCCCGCGACGCCGCCAGCCACAUGUGGCGGUCCAUCGCCGGCGGCUCCGGCUCCGGCUCCGCGGGCGGCCUGGGCUUUGGCGGCGGUGGCGGUGGUGGCGGUGGGCGAGGUGCCUAUGAGCCCUUGUGA
Molecule: messenger RNA, 1023 nt
Organism: Pseudozyma flocculosa PF-1
Lineage: Eukaryota; Fungi; Basidiomycota; Ustilaginomycetes; Ustilaginales; Ustilaginaceae
Exons: 1
Coding region: 1-1023 (340 amino acids)
Source: RefSeq, a predicted model, not a curated record